ACAGUGACAUUUAGUUAUUUUUUUAAACAAGAAAUUUAUAUAAAAUAAAAGUUGAAUUGAUUUGGUCGUAUUUAUUUAAUAUAUUAAAACCAUAAUGGCAUUGUGUAAGAGUGUAAUAAAUUUGUGAAUUAUCAUCUUAACAAAUAGGAGUAGGUAGGUAUAUUUCCAAAACAUCGACCAUGGAUAAGUUGGAUGCAGAUUUGCAGAUUCAAACUGUUCCCAUCCCAUCAUUCAGAUAGUCUACAGUGUGAUCAAUCCAAUUUGUUGGGGUUGAGCCAGUACAAACUUGUAACUUUAUUCAGACACUUUCACUAGUGAUAUAAAUGUUAACGAUGAAUUUGAAAGCAAAUUUCGACAAAGUCGUGAAUUAAAUGUUUUGGAAAAUUCAAAAAGGAAAGUUGAAUUGGAAUAUUCUUAUAAAAUUGGAAUAUUGCAUAGAAUUAAUAGUACCUAAUUUAGAAGGGAACUUGAAAAUGCUAAUAAUCAAAUAGAGCUGCUGAUAAAAAGUUAUGGAGAAAAACAAAAUAUAGACUUGGAAAACGAGAUUCCUAGACUCUCAUCAGAGUAUCUAUUUGAAGUCGCAACAAUUCAGUGCGGAAAUACAAAAAGAAAAAAGCCAAAUAGAUUUAGGAAAUAAAAAUUUAAAAAUGAAUCUAAAUGAAUUAGCCACAGAUUUAGACAUAAAAACUAACUCUUUUCAAAUCUUCGAACUGAUAAUUCCCAAGCAACACAUUGAUACACAAAACUAUUUGAAAACUAAUAGGGACCUAGCAGAAAAAUUAAAUUUCCUUAAUACAAAGUUUGAGGAGAGCGAGAAACUCAAAAAUUGGUAUAAAGAACAAAUGAUUGCAUAUAAAAAUAAUCAAGUUAAACUCAAAGAGGAAGUAAAUAAUUUAAAUGAACUUAGAGCACGACUUGAAGGUAAAGUUUCAAGUUCGAAUAUUAAUUUAAACAAAUGUAAAAUUGAAAUUGAGGAUGUACAAUUGAAGGCACUGAAAGAAAACCAGAAAUUAAUUAAACAAUUAGAACAAAUGCAUUUGGAUUAUAAUGUUCUAAUAGAAACUAAUAACAAUUAUGGACCUGUGAACAAUCCCAUUGAUGUCAAUGUUAAUUUGUAUGCAAAUUUAAUUGAGGAUUUAAAAGAAGAAAUAUCGCGAAUUAAAGAAACUGCAUUAAGAAAAGAUCAAGAAAUUGAUAAAUUAAAUCGAGACAAUUAUAAUUUAAUGUCAAAAUAUGUAAUAUUACAAAUAACGUUGAAGCAAAAAGAAUUUGAUAUAGAACUGCUGGAGUGUAACAAAAAAGAACUAAUAGUAAAAUUAGAACUUUCAAAAAAUAAUGAAAAAGAAAAGUUAAAUGAAAACUUGUAUCUAAAAAAUAGGCUAACCAACUUAGAAAUUGAAAUAAAAAUGAGAAAUCAAGAGAACAUGGAUGUGGAAAACUCUGUUCAGCUUAUUAAAGAUCAGGUACAGAAAUGUAAAGAAAAUUACAAAAAAAUAGAAAAAGAAUUAACUGAAAAAAAUACACAAAUUCUGCAGCUUCAAAAAGUCAAACAAGAAUUAUUUAUGGAUCAUAAUUGGACAAUUUGUGACUUGAAAAAAAUUAAACAGAAAGAUAGGAUGUUGGGAGAUUUAAAAAAAAUUCAAAAAGAAAAUGAUUAUAAAAUAUUAUCAUUGAAGGAAAAAAAUGAAAAAUAUCGUAAUGAAAUAAAAAAUAAAGACAAAUUAAUUUUUGAGUUGAAAAAUAAAUUACAAAAAUUUGAAAAUGAUUGGCAGAUUUAUACUAAGAGAAUAACAGAUGAUGAAAAAAUCCAACUUCUGAAUAGUCAAACAAAUACUACCAAAACGACAGAUAUAGCAAAAUUCAUUGACAAUUCAUUUCAAAAAUUAAAUAUUGACGAAUUCGAAAGUACAGUUGAUAUACGUUUGAAAUAUUCAGAUGAAAGAAUUCAAAAAAUUCAAAACAAAAUAAAUACAAUACACGAAAACUUAAAUGAUAAAGUUGGACAAAAUAAAAUUAAGGAACUAGAAAUACAGUUGCGGGUAAAAGAACGAGAAAUGGACCAUAAACGUAAAAAAAUGGACAGAAACAAUCGCACCCUAUUACGAAAAGUCAAAGAACAUAUAAAAGGUAGAAAUGUUGCAGAAAAUCGAUUAAAACAUCUUCAAGAUCUGUACAACUCCUUAGCUGACUAUAAUAACAAAUUAAAACUCACCUUAACUUCAAAGGACAUUGAAAUUGAAGUGUUACAAAACAGUUCUAAUUCCUAUAAAAUCGACAAUGAAAAGUUGAAGAAGACAAUCAAGAAGCUAGACAUAGAAUUGACAAAAACAAAUAAUUGUUAUAACAUUGAAGUUAAAGAGGUAUUAGAUAAAUUAAAGGAAGACUUAGAAGAAGCUGCAGAAAAAGAAAAUUAUCUCUGCAUUCAAGAAAAGAUCCAGUCUUCUUCUAAUAUUCAACACAAAGUUGAAUAUUCCCAAGAGCUGGAAGCGCAAAUUGUAAAACUGCAGGAGGAACAUGAGUACUUCAAGAAAGCUGUCAAUGAUUAUGAAAAUAAGAUAAAUUUAUUGCAUAAUGAUAUUAAAAUUUUGAAUGAUGCCAACUUUUUCCUUCGACAGGUGUCAAGUAAUCUGAAAGUUGCUUUAAAAUCAAAUCAGGAACACAAUAAGACAUUACAGCAGCAACUCAAGCUAUUAAAAGCAGAAAAAUCACCGAUUAGGAAACUAACAAUGGAUAUUAUAGACGAAUUUAAUUCAAAUGACCAAAAAUACAUUGAUAAUUUGUUACAAGAACACCGUUCUUCUGUAGGAAAACUAAUAAUGGAUGACAAAAUGCGCAAUGUUCUCGGUCAGUUGAGGCAAGGGAUUUUUAAUAUUCAAGAUCAAAUAUCUAAAAAAAAUUAUGAUGGUCGAGACAACCAUUUCAAGUAGAGUUUAUGUUGAUUCUCAUUGUUUUAUAAAAAAAUUGUGUCAUUCCAGAUGUCUGUGAUAAUUGCAAAGUUAAUUUUUGUUCAUGUAAUGUGUUAAAUCUUUUAUAUUAUAUAAUUGUUACUGAAAUAAAUAUCCAUAAGUAUUA
Ceutorhynchus assimilis (cabbage seed weevil) is the source of this 3072-nucleotide messenger RNA. Lineage: Eukaryota; Metazoa; Arthropoda; Insecta; Coleoptera; Curculionidae. The record is from the annotation of a GenBank genome assembly.